Messenger RNA from Rhincodon typus (whale shark), 2008 nucleotides. Its product is annotated as zinc-binding protein A33-like. The transcript has 7 exons. Lineage: Eukaryota; Metazoa; Chordata; Chondrichthyes; Orectolobiformes; Rhincodontidae. Gene Ontology annotation, molecular function: zinc ion binding; protein binding. The record is from RefSeq and is a predicted model, not a curated record. Bases 189 to 1721 code for a protein of 510 amino acids.
GAACACAAUCCCUGUGCUACUACUGGGAUAAUGGGAUAACUGAGAUGUUAUCCCAGUUCACAGUGUGGCCAGCAACACAUUAUAUCCGUUUCAUUGGUCAAUUUCAGUGAGGAAUUCCGGCCGAGGUGAAACUUACCCGAGCAUGAUCCUUUACAGAUAGCCCCGUCUCAACAACACUCCCGGCGAAUAUGGCUGAAACAUGUUUUCCUAUCGCUGUGAGGACUGGACCUGACCUUCCAAACCUGGGGGGAGGCAGCUGGAUGGCGACCAGGAGACAGCUGGAGUACCUGGCCGAGGAGCUGAAAUGCUGCAUUUGCCUGGAGCUGUUGAACGAGCCGGUGGUGCUGGAAUGCGGCCACGACUUCUGCCGGCCGUGCAUCACCAGGAGCUGGGCCGGGCAGGAGGGCGGUGACUGGGGCUGCCCGCAGUGUCGAGCCGUCUCCCCGUGCAGGAAGCUGCGGAGCAGCCUGUCGCUGGCCAGUCUCUCCCGGAAAGUGAGGGAGCUACAGCUGCAGCCUGAGCCCCCCCGGGGGGAGCAGGCGGAUACCGUUUGGUGCCCGGACCACCAGCAGGAGGCACUGAAGCUGCUGUGUGAAACCGAUGGCCAGCUCUGCUGCUUGCUGUGCAGGGACUCCGGGAAACACAGGCACCACCGCUUCAUGCUGCUGAGCGAGGCUCAACCUAUUUACAAGGAAAGACUGAAAUUAUCAUUGAACUCAGCUACCAGAAGGAAACUUCGAGUGCUCAGGGCUAAACUGAUGCAGAAACAGGAGAUUUCUAAAGUUAAGGAACAGUCAAGCAGCCUGCAGGCCCACAUCACAUCUGAGUUUGCGAAAAUGCACGAGUUUCUCACCAGGAAAGAACAAUGUUUACUUGGAGACCUCAGCAGAGAAGAGGAGAGGAUUCUAAAUGCAAUGGAGGAAGCACUCAGUGUAAUCCAACAGGAGCUAGACUGUGCUGAACAAGAGAUAUCAGACCUAGAGGCACGAAUGAACCAAGAAGACAUAAUCACAUUUUUGGAGGUGGAAGCAUCUCAGAAGAUUAGCAUUGCAUACAAGAAAUAUCCUACCUUGCCGUUUGUUGAUGAGGGCCUAUCUCUCGGUGUAUUCAAAGGUCCUUUACAGUACACAGCUUGGAAAGAAAUGCUAGACUGCAUCAACCCAGCUCCUGCCUCUCUGACCUUGGAUCCGAGCACGGCUAAUCCCUGGCUCAUCGUGUCUGAGGAGCGGACUGGGGUCAGGCUCGGAGACAGAUGGCAGGAUGCCUCCGACAACCCAGAGAGGUAUGACCAAUGUGUCAGCGUGCUAGCCUCGGAAGGGUUCACGUCAGGCCGACAUUACUGGGAGGUGGAGGUGGGGGAGAAGACAGAAUGGGACUUGGGGGUGGUGGCCGAAUCCGCCAGCAGGAAAGGCGAUAUCGCGGCCGCCCCGGAGGACGGAUACUGGAUAAUUUGGUUGAUAAACCGCACAGACUAUGUGGCUUGUACAUCUUCUCCGACCCACCUCAACGUGCCCAACAAGCCCCGGAAGAUCGGAGUUCUCCUGGACUACGAUGGGGGGCAAGUGUCCUUUUACGACGCAGGCGACAUGUCCCAUCUCCACACCUUUACCCACACUUUCGGGGAAAAACUCUACCCUUAUUUCAGCCCAGGCCUGGCUGACGGAGGGAAAAACACCGAAGAGCUGAGAAUCUGCCCUGUUAGAGGUCUCUCCUCCGUUUGAAUCCAGCCCAUGAGAUCGCAUUACACCUCCAUGAGCUGGAAGCACGAAGGGACUAAUCCUAGGCGCUAGUUCGUCCACUUACGGUGAAUUAUUUUUAAUUUUGCAUAAACCUUGCGGGCGUUGAGAAGGGUUGUAGGCUUAUAUUGCAAACUGGGAGUACUUUAUUCGGAUUUAAUGCAAUCUCCAUCUCAAGCAGUAAUGCCAUUGAAUAAUAAACUGUAAGAACUACACAAAAAUGGACAAAUUCUGAUAUUCCAUUAAACCUCAAUAAACAAAUACUACCAGGA